CGCGGCCAGGCCGUGCUGCCGGCGGCCGAUGGCGGCGGGCGGCGGGGUAGGGCUGCUGUCCUUUCUGCGGCUGCUGGGGCAGCUCAAGAGAGUACCGCGGACAGGAUGGGUGUACAGGAACGUGGCAAACCCAGAAAGCGUCUCCGAUCAUAUGUACAGGAUGGCGAUGAUGGCUUUGGUGACUGAAGAUAAAAGCCUUAACAAGGACAGAUGCAUACGAUUAGCUUUGGUUCAUGAUAUGGCUGAAUGCAUUGUUGGAGAUAUUGCUCCUGCAGAUAACAUCCCAAAAGAGGAGAAACACAGGAGAGAAGAGACAGCUAUGCAACAACUGACCCAACUCCUAUCAGAGGACCUCAGAAAAGAAAUCUAUGAACUCUGGGAGGAAUAUGAAAAUCAGUCUACUGCAGAGGCCAAAUUUGUAAAGCAGUUGGAUCAGUGUGAGAUGAUAUUGCAAGCAUUUGAGUACGAAGAGUUGGAAAAUACACCUGGCAGACUGCAGGAUUUUUUUGAUUCAACUGCUGGGAAGUUUGUUCACCCAGAAAUACUCCAGCUUGUAUCUCUGAUUAACACAGAAAGGAAAAAAAGAAUAGCUGCCACAUCUCAUCCACAUUCCUGAGGUGUUCUUAAAUGUUGUAGCC
Molecule: messenger RNA, 638 nt
Organism: Cinclus cinclus
Lineage: Eukaryota; Metazoa; Chordata; Aves; Passeriformes; Cinclidae
Gene: HDDC2
Product: HD domain containing 2
Exons: 6
Coding region: 29-616 (195 amino acids)
Cellular component (GO): cytoplasm
Molecular function (GO): 5'-deoxynucleotidase activity
Source: RefSeq, a predicted model, not a curated record